Messenger RNA from Bursaphelenchus xylophilus (pine wood nematode), 1802 nucleotides. Lineage: Eukaryota; Metazoa; Nematoda; Chromadorea; Rhabditida; Aphelenchoididae. The record is from the annotation of a GenBank genome assembly.
AUGGCUUUGCCUCCACCUAUUGUGGGGAAUGUCACGUCAUCUGAGGAAGAAAUGCCUCGGGGGCAUCUCAUCUUCGACGCUAAUUUCGAAUGCGGUGAGACGAUUAAAAAAGUUACAUCAGUUACGAAUUCUUUGAAGCAUUUUAGGAUUUCUUAAACUUUUAUUUCAGGAAAUCUUGGAAGAGUGGACGAGCUGAGUAUGUUUGAAUACGAUCUGUUUAUCCGCCCCGAUACCUGUAAUCCCAAAUAUCGAGUUUGGUUCUAUUUUUCUGUCAAGAAUAUCCAACAAAACCAACGAAUCAUGUUCAACGUGGUCAAUUUCUCGAAACUCCGCAAUCUCUUUGACACUGGGCAGGCCUCUCCUGUUUACAGAGAAUGUGGGGAUACUGUGGGAGAGUGGUGAGAAACAGUUGAAUAAAGCAAGCCUAUUUAGGAGUCGUAUUGCUCCAAAGAAUAUUUAUUACUACCGAAGCCAGGUUCAUGGGGAUCGCUUCAUCCUUUCGUUUGUGCAUGUCUUUAAAAACGUGUUUUCCUGCGAAUUUGCGUACUGUAUUCCAUACACUUACACACAAUUACAAGACUACUUGACAAUUCUAGAUCAACGGCAGAUGGAUUAUUUCAAACGGGAAGUGUUAUGUCUUACUGUGGUAAGAUAGGACCAGAAUACAGAAAAUGCUUUUAUAGCAAAAAAGACGGGUAGAUCUUCUCACAAUCACUUCUCGCGAGAACAUGCUAAACGAAACAAAAAAGGAAAAAAUUGUCUUCAUCACGGCUAGGGUUCAUCCAGGAGAAAGUCCUUCCAGUCACGUGAUUCAGGGCUUUCUGGAUUAUUUAUUGAGCGAUGACAAAAGAGCGAAGCGUUUACGGAAUUUAUACGUUUUCAAGAUUGUCCCCAUGUUGAACCCAGAUGGGGUUUUUCUUGGAAAUUACAGGUAAUUACCGCAAAUGACAGCCGUCUACUCUAUAAUACUUAUGUUUUAGAUGCUCUCUGAUGGGGUUUGAUCUUAAUCGGCAAUGGCAGCAUCCCUCGGUUUGGGCCCAUCCCACAAUUGCGGCUACUAAGGCUUUGCUAUUACACUACAACACCAAUUCUGUGAGUCAAUCUCCAUCUCUUUAUCGUUGCUUUUUUAUUUCCAGAGAUCAGAAGUGGUGCUAUGUUUGGAUCUCCAUGCCCAUUCUCAGCGGACCAACUCUUUUUUAUACGGAAAUCUGGCUUCAAUGUCACCUAGAAAGUGCGAUCAACAACUUCUGUUGCCGUACGCUCUCUCAGAAUUAACUGACGACUACAGCCUUCGAUAUACCCAAUUCAAUACAGAUGUGGAGAAAGCGGGGACCAACAGAAGGUAUGCGAGUUAAGCAUAACUGAGACUUUUUAGAACGAUGGGGGAAUUGCUGGAUGACAAUUGUUUGUGUUAUACUAUGGAAGUGUCAUUCUUCUCAUACAAACCAAAGGAUAAUCAAGAGGAACAAGCAGUCCCGUAUCUAAAAUCAGGCUGUAAGUAAAAGUAAAAUAAAAAAUUCCGAAAAUCAAAAAAAAAAAAAAAAUUGCUGUUUCAGAUGAACUCUUGGGGAGAAAUCUGGGAAUUGCGUUGCUCAGAUAUCACGAUCUUCAAGGAAAUGCCAGUAAAGUGAACAUGGAUCGUGAUUUCGAAUCGUUCCUCUCAAAACGUUGUGUUCGGACUUAUCGAGCUGUAAGUUAAUUUAGGCGAAAAUUAUUUGUUUGCUAUUACUGUGCCCAUGACAUGACGACGCUCAUUACAGAGUCGCAACCGGAGUAAGGUCAACGAGCGUGCCACGGACUGA